GAGUGGUCGAGCCAGACUUAUGUAAGGUCGAGCCCGGCGGUCCCGACCAGCGCGUCGCGUCAACCCUCCGUCUCGCCUCCAUGUUCGCGGUCGCUCUCGCUCGACGCGUAGGCGCAAGCCGGGCCCCUCGUCUGCUACGAAGCUACGCGGCCGCUCCCCCAACAGGGCUCUCCGAAGGAGAGAAUACGAUCUACCAAAAGCUGACGGAGAAGUUCUCCCCUGCGGAGUUGCAGGUGCAGGAUGUGUCAGGUGGCUGUGGCACGUUCUACCAGAUCAUCAUAGCGAGUGAGGCAUUCAACGGAGUGCCGACGGUGAAGCAACAUCGCAUGGUCAACGAGGUGCUCAAGCAAGAAAUAGAGGGCAUCCAUGGACUACAAUUGAAAACAAGUCCGGCAUAGGUGUACCUCUUCAGCAUGUAGGAAUGCAUAACAGCACAUGAGGCCGGUCGGCGGCAGCCUGAUGUUCGUCAUCUUAGCGUAUGUCUUCGGGAGCGCCAUUACAUUACCACCGCAUACAGGUCAACCCUGCAAGACUC
Messenger RNA from Rhodofomes roseus, 535 nucleotides. Its product is annotated as bola protein. The record is from RefSeq and is a predicted model, not a curated record. The coding region runs from base 81 to 398 and encodes 105 amino acids. NCBI's taxonomy places the organism in Eukaryota, Fungi, Basidiomycota, Agaricomycetes, Polyporales, Fomitopsidaceae. The transcript has 3 exons.